AACAUCUGAUUAUCUCUUCAUUAUGUCUUCUGUUAAGGGGUGGGGAAGAUCUGGGGCAGAACAUCUCCAGAACUGCAGCUAUGAUGGGGCGUUACUGGUUUGCAGUGGUCAGUAUCAAUCAUAGUGGUCCAAAGGAGGAACAGAGGUGACGGGGUCACUGAUGCACAUGAGGAGCAAAGACUGGCCUGUGUUUGCUGAUCGAAAAGAAGAACUACCAUGGCUGAAAUUUGUGAAGAAGGAGUUCCUGUAACCGGUGGGUUGCCGGUUCAAAUCCCUGCUCUGUCUGUCUCAGUCGUUGUGUCCUUGGGCAAGACACUUCACCCGCCAUGCCUGUAGUGGAGGUGGUGGUCUAGUGGUUAGAGAGCAGGGCAUCUGCAUCCUGGGGAGGCCACAAGUAGCCUGGUUUGAAUCCCACAACCUGCCACUCUGGGUCCCUGAGCAAGACCCUUAAACCCUGAAUGUUCCCCGGGCGCCACACAAUGGCAGCACACUGGUCCCUAAGGGAUGGGUUAAAUGCAGGGGAUAAUUUCAUUAGAAUGUUUAAUUGCAAUGACAAAAUGAAGAUGAUUUUAUUAUAUUAUAUAAUAUAUAUAUACAUGAAUGGUGAAUAUCUGGGCCCAUUGCUUCCUCUGACUGCCGCCUGUUUAAGCGCUCUAAAUAUUCACAGGACAUUCCUUGGAAAAAGAUAUCCCUGCCUGCUGAACGUCUGUUCACCUGCGUGUGAGCGCAGGUAACUCAGUGUGUCAGCGUCUGUGACACACUGAGUUUUCAUCCAGCAUUUGUCAUGCUGGGGGGGGUAGGAGAUCACAUGGCACCAGGAGGCACUAUGGGAGGAAGGCAAGCCUGUUAAUGGUCUGUGAUGAUCUGGGCGAUGUUCUGAUGACCCAGCUGUUCAGCAGACCUUCAGGUGGAGUCCAUUUCUUGACAGGUGGCUGCAGUACAAAAUGGUCCGUUUGCAGCUGUCAGAAACCCGUGUUGCAGCCCGGCUCUUCUGAUACCAACCUGGGGUCAGAAACGUCCAACCAGCAGACCUGGAAUCACCAGACAGAGAAUAUGGAAACAGAAGCAAAAUGAAACCGGCACUAAGAGGAUUUAUGUUUUCCUGCAGACAUGGAGGUGACGGCAAAGGACCGACUGCAGGUGGAGGAGCAGGUGGAGCAGAUGCUAAGCGGCCUGGGGUCAGAGGUUAGUCUCUGUGAUUUGGGUCUGGAGCUGAGCAAGCCAGCGACUCUGAGGAAGAACGUCACCUACAUCGUCUGCGCCGUUGUUUUCAACGAUCAGGAGGAGGUGCUGAUGGUGCAGGAGGCCAAGCAUGACUGCUACAAGCAGUGGUACCUCCCUGCAGGUAGGGUGGAGGUAGGGGAGAGCCUGGAGGAGGCGCUAAGGAGGGAGGUGAGGGAGGAGGCAGGCUUUGACUGCCAGCCAAUCACGCUGCUGCUGAUCCAGGAGCAGGGACCGCAGUGGAUUCGCUUUAUCUUCCUGGCACGGACCACAGGAGGAAGCAUAAAGACUCUGAAGGCAGCAGAUCAGGAGUCCCUUCAGGCUUCCUGGUGGGACAGACAGUCCUCCAUGCCCCUCCGAGGACGAGACAUCCUCCGUCUCAUCGAAUACGGACUCAAGUACCACAGGAAUCCAUGGCAUCCCAUCACGCUUCCUCUGGACAUAAGCUGCCGUCACAUUGUGCAGAGGCUCCUCCUGGUGUUUGUUGGAGCCGAAAAGCAGAUCUGGAUCCUGUUGAUCCGAGCCCCGACCCCCCACCUCCCCACCGCCGCGGCCCUGAAGACCCACGCCAUGACCUGGGCUGCCAACAUGGUGGUUCAGGAGGCCCUGCCGUCGUCCUACUACGACUAUGAAGUCAAUACGCUGGGCGUGAUCAGCCUGCAGCACAACGGCCGCCAGCACGGGAAGACAGACGGCGUGUGCUUCAACACGGUGGUGGCGCUGGUGCCGGACCGGGCACCGCGGGACGAGGACGGGCUUGAAGUGAAGUGGCCGGUGCCAGUGACACCUCCGCCGGUGGAGAACCCUCGGUAUGUCUGGAUGGAGGUGCAGGAACCCGCGCUGCGAGAGAAACUGCUCCAAGAAACCCAAAACCCCUCCCUGUUACCGAUCCAUAGCCUGUACUGAUCCCAACACUGUACACGGGCUGGGCCUGCACACAGGAAGUCACUGUUAUAGGACUCUUAUUGUGAAAGGAACACUACAAGUUUCAGGUUUUAUUCUGAAACACAAAUGUUAUGUAAAGAAGAGGCCUCAGAUGACAGAUAUUCAGGGAGUGUGGGAGUGGUGGUCUAGUGGUUAGAAAGCAAGGCAGUUGUGUCCCAGAGAGGCCACAAGGAUCCUGGUUUGAAUCCCACAACCUGCCAGUCUGGGUCCCUGGGCAAGACCUUUAACCCCAGAAUGCUCCCCGGGUGCCGCACAAUCGCAGCCCACUGCUCCCUAAGGGAUGGGUUAAAUGAGGCUGAUAAUUUCAUUGGAAUGUACAACUGCAAUGACAAAAUAAAGAUUAUUCAAUUUAUUCAUUAGUUUAA
Messenger RNA from Girardinichthys multiradiatus, 2531 nucleotides. RefSeq names its product nudix (nucleoside diphosphate linked moiety X)-type motif 18 (gene nudt18). Lineage: Eukaryota; Metazoa; Chordata; Actinopteri; Cyprinodontiformes; Goodeidae. Gene Ontology annotation, molecular function: 8-oxo-GDP phosphatase activity; 8-oxo-dGDP phosphatase activity; magnesium ion binding. The transcript has 7 exons. The record is from RefSeq and is a predicted model, not a curated record. The coding region runs from base 1111 to 2127 and encodes 338 amino acids.